This is a messenger RNA of Athene cunicularia (burrowing owl), 725 nucleotides long. It is a transcript of the gene MRPL22, whose product is annotated as mitochondrial ribosomal protein L22. Gene Ontology annotation, biological process: translation; ribosome assembly. The transcript has 6 exons. Bases 1 to 645 code for a protein of 214 amino acids. Lineage: Eukaryota; Metazoa; Chordata; Aves; Strigiformes; Strigidae. Gene Ontology annotation, molecular function: structural constituent of ribosome. The record is from RefSeq and is a predicted model, not a curated record. Gene Ontology annotation, cellular component: ribosome; mitochondrial large ribosomal subunit.
AUGACACACAUUCAUUGGGAAUACAGCUUUCAGAGACUUAAAAGACUACAGUGGCUUUUACACAAGGAAAACUUUUCGCAGAGGUGGCUAGCAUCUGGUAGCCUUUUUGCUCAGUCAUGUAUCCACACAAGUUCAUCUCUGCAGAAAUUUGGGAAGUGGGAGAAGAAAAACAGGAUUGUUUACCCACCACAGCUGCCUGGAGAACCUCGCAGACCAGCUGAAAUAUAUCACUGUCGGAGGGAAAUAAAAUACAGCAAUGAGAAGAUGUGGUAUCUGGCAAAACUGAUAAAAGGAAUGACCAUUGAUCAGGCUCUUGCUCAGUUAGAAUUUAAUGAUAAAAAGGGAGCAAAGGUGAUCAAAGAGGUUCUGUUAGAAGCACAGGAAAUGGCAGUACGAAAUCACAACGUGGAAUUCAAAUCAAAUUUACAUAUAGCUGAGUCAGUGACGGGCAGAGGCCGCUAUGUGAAGCGGAUUCGUUACCAUGGCAAAGGCAUGUUUGGCAUCAUGAAAAUCGUCAGGUGCCAUUACUUUGUGAAGUUGGUGGAAGGUCCUCCUCCUCCUCCAGAGCCACCAAGGACUGGUUUUGACCAAGCAAAAGAAUACGUGCAGCAGCUGCGAAGUAGAACCCUUGUUAAUACACUGUGACAAACUUUUGUGACUACAUAGGUAUUUCUUGUUUGACAAUGUAAUUAUAUAAAAGAAUAAUUAAAGUAAUGUUUUAGUUA